AUGUCCAAACCCAAAAUGACAUUCUGCAAUAGUUAUUUUGUAGUAGAUCCAACCAAAGCAAGUGUUUCGGAUCUCCUUCUCCUUUUGUUCUCCCCAAAUCUGACCAGCAAACGAUUCAUAGAUUCUCCCCCGGAUACGCUCAAAAGCUUCCGGAGAAGUUUCGCGAGUCGAUGGGUCAUCGCGAUGGCCGUCCUGCUUCAAAAAGUAUUAAUAUUCCUAAGAAAACCCUUGGCAUUCAUAGGUGUUUGGAUCACCUAUUGGCCCAAUCUUCUUACGGCAAAUGGAGGCUUCUUCAACAUGAUAUAUCAGCUUUUGACAGGAAAGUUGGUGAAGCCUGAUGAAUCGUCGGCCACAUAUGCUUCGUUUAUAGGAUGCUCAGAUCGAAGAGUAGAGCUUGACGAGAAGUUAAGUGUUGGUACCAUUGAGUACAAGUCGAUGUUGUCAAUAAUGGCUUCUAAGAUCGCUUAUGAAAACAAAUCUUUCAUCACUUCAGUCGUCAAGAACACUUGGAAGAUGAAUUUCGUGGAUUACUACGACUUUUACAACGCGUACCAAGAAGGCAAACUGACGCAAGCCUUCGUAUUCAAGGCCUCGAGCACAAAUCCGAACCUCAUCGUCGUCAGCUUUAGAGGAACCGAAACUUUCAGCUCUGAUGAUUGGUGUACUGAUCUGGACGUCUCUUGGUACGAGUUGAAGAACGUUGGCAAGAUCCACGCCGGAUUUUCGAAAGCUCUUGGUCUCCAAAAGAACGGAUGGCCCAAAGAAAACAUAAGUCUCAUACAUCAAUAUGCUUACUAUACUAUCAGACAAAAGCUUAGGGACAUGCUUGCGAGAGACAAGAACCUUAAGUUUAUUCUGACGGGUCAUAGCCUUGGGGGUGCACUAGCUGCUUUGUUUCCGGCGAUUCUUGCCUUUCACGGUGAGGAUGAGCUACUUGAUAAGCUAGAAGGAGUCUACACAUUUGGACAGCCACGUGUAGGAGACGAGGAGUUUGGGGAGUUUAUGAAAGAUAUGAUGAAAAAGCAUGGAAUAGAGUACGAGAGGUUUGUUUAUAACAAUGAUAUGGUGCCAAGAGUGCCCUUUGAUGACAAGGUUUUAUUCGCAUACAAGCACUAUGGAUCUUGCAAUUACUUCAACAGUCUCUACAAAGGAAAGGUAAGAGAAGAUGCACCGAAUGCGAACUACAUGAGCUUGUUGUGGCUAAUACCGAAGCUGUUGAAUGGUGUGUGGGAGUUUAUAAGGAGUUUCAUAAUAGGGUUUUGGAAAGGCGAAGAGUACAAAGAGAAUUGGACGAUGAGGUCUGUAAGGAUUUUGGGAAUAGUAUUACCUGGUGCAUCUGACCAUUUCCCACAUGAUUACGUCAAUGCCACACGAUUGGGAGGCUUAUCUCGACCUGUUGCUACAACUACUCCUGAGGAUAAACUUGCCCUUAUUGCUUGA
Microthlaspi erraticum is the source of this 1440-nucleotide messenger RNA. The record is from the annotation of a GenBank genome assembly. NCBI's taxonomy places the organism in Eukaryota, Viridiplantae, Streptophyta, Magnoliopsida, Brassicales, Brassicaceae.